This is a messenger RNA of Aureococcus anophagefferens, 573 nucleotides long. RefSeq lists its product as hypothetical. The record is from RefSeq and is a predicted model, not a curated record. The transcript has a single exon. The annotation marks the transcript as partial. NCBI's taxonomy places the organism in Eukaryota, Pelagophyceae, Pelagomonadales, Pelagomonadaceae. Gene Ontology annotation, molecular function: ATP binding; nucleic acid binding.
AUGCUCGCGUGCGUCCGCGCGCUGCGGUCCGUCCCGGGCCUCCGCGGUGGCCUCGCGUCGUCGCUCAAGGCGUCGACGCGGCCCGCGGCGCCCCUGCGGUCGCUGGCGGCGUCGGAGAUCCAGCGCGAGGGCUGGGGCGCCCUCGGGCUCUACGAGGGCCUCGUCGACGCCGUGGAGACGCUGGAGCUCACGGCGCCGUCGGAGAUCCAGAAGCUCGCGAUCCCGCGCGUGCUCGGGCGCGAGGACGUCAUGUUCGCGGCCGAGACGGGGAGCGGGAAGACGCUCGCGUACCUGCUGCCGGUCCUGAGCCGGCUCAAGGCCGAGGAGUUCGCGGCCCUGAGCGCCGGCGACGGCCUCGGCGACCUGCGCCAGCCGCGGCGGCCGCGGGCCGUCGUGCUCGUGCCCACGCGCGAGCUCGCGGCGCAGGUGCUCCAGGUCGCGAAAUCCGUCGCGCACGUCUGCAAGGCGUCGUGCCGGGGCUGCUUCGGCGGCAGCGACGGCGUCGGCAAGCAGCGCGCGAAGCUCGGCAGCGCCCCCUACGAUAUUCUGGUUGCGACGCCGGGCCGCUUCGUG